CCUCUUUUUUCUUCCCAGCGUCCUUCGCCAACCACUAUUCCUGACGAAACCCGACAUCAUGGAGCAGAGAGAAGGAAACAAAACAGCGAUUCCAACUAAAGAGGAGCUUGGCGUCUCACUGUCGUCUCCGCCUCCUUAUACAACAUGGACGACAAAGAGACCGUUCCCUUCUAGUCUGCCUCCUCGGUUAUUUGGCCCUUGCCUCAUCGCUUACAGCGAACAUCUACUUCCCCCUCAUCGACCUCCUUGCCGAGCGGUACGACGUAUCGCCACAAGCUAUCAACCUUACAAUAACCCUCUUCUUCGUCUUCCAGGGCAUCGCUCCCUCAUUCUGGUCGCCGCUAUCCGACUCAUUUGGCCGCCGGCCCGUCUACCUCGCCACCUUUACCAUCUACACAGCGGCUUCCCUAGGCCUGUCCAUUUCUGACAGGAACUACCCGGCCCUGCUCCUCUUGCGAGCGAUGCAGAGCAUUGGCGGCUCGGCCGUGCUCUCGCUCGCCUACGCCGUUGUCGCCGACGUGACGGUGCACUCGGAACGCGGUCGGUUCCUAGCGCCAAUGCUAACGGCCACCAAUAUCGGGCCUUGCAUUGGGCCCAUAAUUGGCGGAGGGGCGGUUCUCGCCUCCGGGGAUCCUCGCUGGUGCUUUCGCGCGCUGUUAAUCUUUGGCGCGUCGGCGUUGCUGCUUAUUGGCUGUGUGCAGCCUGAGACGGCGCGGACGGUGGUGGGCAAUGGUGCCGUUCCGGCAAAGGGGAUAUGGAGGACGUGGUGUAGUUUGCUGUUUGCUUGGGGGAAGCGCAGAAGGCAGAAGCAAAACAUCGGGACGAUGUCACCUUGCUCUGGCUUCGGAAGCGAGCGUGCCCAACGCGACGAAGAACAACAAAAUGCAGGGGAAGACGAGGCUGUGACAGAGGGCGACAUCAACACGGGCAAAACAGGCCGCGGGAAGUUCGUCAUCCCCAACCCGUUCCCUUCGCUCCGCAUCGUGUUCUAUCCCGACACCUUCUUAGUCCUCUGGCUGGCUGGCUGCCCCUACGCCCUCUGGUUUUGCGUCCAAACGUUGAUAACGCCCGUCUUUAGCCAAACCUACCGCUUCAAUCCCCUUGAAGUUGGCAGCUGCUUCCUCGCCGGCGGCGCAGGCAUCAUUGCUGGCGGGUUCGUGGCUAGCCAGUUGAUGGACCGCAACUACAAGCACGUCGCCCAACAGGCUGGGUUCACAAUCGACCGGAAUCGCGGGGACGACGUUGCAAGCUUUCUAAUCGAGCAUGCACGCUCCCGCUGGUCUGUCACUAUUAUUGUGAUGUCGAUGUGUUUUGUUGUCGGCUAUGGAUGGGUCGUUGAGCAGCGAGUUCACCCAGCUGUUCCGCUGCUUUUUCAGGCCUACCUUGGAUGCAAGUGUACAACAUUGCAUCAGACAUACAGUGCUCUAAUCGUGGAUAUCUUCCCAGACAAGCCAGGCACUGCUGCGGCUGCGAACAACAUUACGCGCUGUACACUGGCUGCUGCAGCUGUGGCGAUCAUUGAUCCUUUGGUAAGAGCGCUGGGAUAUGGUUGGGUGUUUACACUGUUAGGCGUGUUUGAUGCUGUGAGCUGUAUGUUAGCAGUAGUGGUGUUGCGUCGAUGGGGCAGAACUUGGAGAGACAACCGUGGCAGAGGACGUAAGAGAUAAAGAGAUGGUCAAAAAAUAGAGUUACACUCCAUCCUUGGCACCCCACUUACACGUCGUGAACGCGUU
This is a messenger RNA of Thermothielavioides terrestris NRRL 8126, 1733 nucleotides long. RefSeq lists its product as uncharacterized. The coding region runs from base 462 to 1667 and encodes 401 amino acids. The transcript has a single exon. Gene Ontology annotation, molecular function: transmembrane transporter activity. Lineage: Eukaryota; Fungi; Ascomycota; Sordariomycetes; Sordariales; Chaetomiaceae. The record is from RefSeq and is a predicted model, not a curated record. Gene Ontology annotation, biological process: transmembrane transport.